AUGCACCCCCCGGCCGCCCCCCGGCCCGCCGUGCUGCCGCGCCUGCUGCUCUCCAACGGGGCGCGGGCGCUGCUGUGGCUCGGCCCCGUGUACCUGGCGGGGUACCUGGGGCUGAGCGGCAGCUGGGUGCUGCUGGCGCUGGCGCUGUGGCUCUGCUGGGGAUACAACCGCCGGGGGAAGCGCGACCGCCUGGCCGCCGCCUUCGCGCUGCUGGAGGACGAGCGGGAGGCGGUGUGCCGGGGCCUGGCCGCCCGGCACCUGCCGGCAUGGGUUCACUUCCCUGAUGUCGAACGAGUGGAGUGGCUGAACAAGGUCCUUGUCCAGGCUUGGCCAUACUUUGGAACAAUCAUGGAAAAAACAUUUAAAGAAGUUCUUGAACCGAAAAUCAGAGCAAAGAAUGUACAUCUGAAAACAUGCACGUUUACCAAGAUCCACUUUGGUGAGAAGUGCCCUAGAAUCAAUGGAAUAAAAGCCUACACCAAAGAAAUUGGUAGAAGACAAGUUACCCUGGACCUGCAGAUAUGUUACAUAGGAGACUGCGAGAUUCACAUGGACAUAUCGAAAUUUAAUCUUGGCGUGAAAGGUGUCCAGUUGUAUGGGACCUUGCGGGUGAUCCUGGAACCUCUUCUAACUGAUGCACCUUUUGUGGGAGCAGUGACCUUGUUUUUUAUGCAGAAACCGCAUUUGGAAAUUAACUGGGCAGGCAUGAGCAACCUCCUGGAUGUCCCAGGGAUUAAUGUAAUGUCAGACUCCUUAAUUCAAGACUUCAUUGCUGCACGGCUGGUUCUGCCGAACAGGAUCACAGUGCCUCUGAGAAAGAACAUGAACAUUGCCCACUUGAGGUUCCCUAUCCCCCAGGGGGUAAUAAGGGUUCAUCUGCUAGAAGCUGAAAACCUUGUCCAGAAAGACAGUUUCCUUGGUGCAAUCAGGGGGAAGUCUGAUCCGUACGCUCUCCUUCGCGUCGGCACGGUGCAGCAUCGAAGCAAGACAGUUUCCAGAGAUCUUAAUCCCAUUUGGAACGAGACAUUUGAGUUUGUUGUUCAUGAAGUGCCUGGUCAGGACUUAGAAGUGGACUUGUAUGAUGAAGAUCCAGAUAAAGAUGACUUCAUGGGCAGGACCUGCAAUUUCAGCAAAGAUCCCACGUGGGGCCAGGCUUUCACCUUCUUUGUCCACAGUGCUCAUUCCCAGUCACUCCAUGUUGAGAUAAAAGACAAGGAGCGGGAUAGUGCCCUGGGAACUUCAGUGGUAUGUCUGUCCCACUUACUUAAGGACCCGAACAUGACUCUGGAUCAGAGAUUCCAGCUGGACCAUUCCAGUUCAGACAGCUUUAUUCAGAUGAAACUUGUGUUGCGGGCACUGAAUGUUGAAGAACCUGAUCCAGAAAGAGUCAAGGCUGGUGUCAAUGCCUCAAAGCAAGGUCCCGUGCGUGUUAUGGAAAAGGGUGGAAACCAGCAGAAGUCUGUCUCCCCACCAGAAGUCUCAAAAGUACCUCCUGUCAGCAAAGACUCUGCAGCACUUGAAUCCCUGCCAAAAAGGGACAGUGGAGAAGACCUGGCCACUAAAGACUGUUCAGCAGCCCCUGUACCAAGUGAAACAGUUGCAGUCCCUGAUGGGGCAGAGCACAAGCAGAACCCAGAGCAUCGCCCGCCGUCAGCGCUGCACAGCGGAGCGGCGGCAGUGCCCGCGCUGCCAGUCGUGCAGGAGCUGAGGCUUGCACCCAGUGUCACUUCUCUGGGUUCUCUGCCUUCCUCUUGCUUUGAAUUAAGUAGCAGCAAUCUGGACAUUCAUAAUGGUACCGAAAUGCCUCUGGGGGAGAUCCAGCUGACAGUCCGUUAUGCUUCCAUACGGCAGAGCCUCGUCGUGCUGGUGAACGGCUGCAGAAACUUAGUACCCUCUUCCAGUCGUGGAGUAGAUCCAUAUGUUCGUAUAUACCUGCUUCCAGAUAGAAGGUGGACAAGCAGGAAGAAGACUUCUGUUAAGAAGAAAACAUUGAACCCUCAAUACGAUGAGAAGUUUGAAUUUUUUGAAUCUUUGGAAAAUGUCAAGAAAAGGACACUGGACAUUGCAGUGAAAAACAGCAGGCCGUUCAUUUCACAGGAAAGGAAGGAGCUGGGGAAAGUGCGGAUCGACCUGUCCCAGGAGGACUUAAUAAAAGGUUUUGCACAAUGGUAUGAGUUGACAAGGAGUAGACGCAGGAGAAUUUGAUUUCUUCUCAUGUACAUAAGUCACUAAUUUUUUGACUUUAUAUAAAUGUACAUAUCUCUUGUAAUUAAUGUGUUUUGCACACUCAUUGCAAAUUUGAAGCAGUCUCUAGCUCAGGACAUGUAAAUUUAAUGAUCCCAUUUGGAGAUUAGUUCUCACUGAAGUUAAAAAAUAAACAUAUUUUCCCCCCCCCAUAGGGAAUAAUUUGUCCUUAGAGAAUAAAUCUUUUAUUUUUGCCAUUUCUGGCAAAUCAUCCCCCAAAGGACCUACCUGUAAGUUUGAAUCCUCUCUUAAGGAAGUGUUGUACCUGGGGAUAUUUUAGAUUGUCAGCCAAGUGUCAUUAUCUUGCUUGGCAGUCUCAUGUCCCCAGGAUCUUGUUCAUGUUGUUUUAACAUGAAAGUGUUGUACUUUUCUGAAGCAGCAUUCUUCAGCUGUAGGGCUACAGAACCCAUUAAACUUUAAUAGCAAUUAUUUUUUGAGAAACUAAGAAAUUGGUAUUCCACUGUUCAGAAGUACCUUUGCAGACUGUGGCUGCAGGUAUGUAAAUAAUGAGCUUCCAAAAGCAGGGAGCUUAGUUUACCAAGAUGUCAUUAAGGUUUUAGUUUGUGACACCUUAAUAGGGUUUGUCCUUUGUUACAGUACAUUUCAAAAUCUUGUAAACCCAGAUUAUGCCUGAGGAACAGCAGAGUUUUGUAAACUAAGCUUUAAUAUUGAGGCAAAAUAUUUUUGGAAGCUUGGUGUACUUGUUUCUGUACAAUAAACUUCUGUCUUGCAUAAGAAA
This is a messenger RNA of Lepidothrix coronata (blue-crowned manakin), 2983 nucleotides long. RefSeq names its product extended synaptotagmin 3 (gene ESYT3). Gene Ontology annotation, biological process: lipid transport. Gene Ontology annotation, molecular function: lipid binding. NCBI's taxonomy places the organism in Eukaryota, Metazoa, Chordata, Aves, Passeriformes, Pipridae. The transcript is spliced from 18 exons. The coding region runs from base 1 to 2205 and encodes 734 amino acids. The record is from RefSeq and is a predicted model, not a curated record.